Penicillium longicatenatum is the source of this 537-nucleotide messenger RNA. RefSeq lists its product as uncharacterized. The record is from RefSeq and is a predicted model, not a curated record. The transcript has 3 exons. Lineage: Eukaryota; Fungi; Ascomycota; Eurotiomycetes; Eurotiales; Aspergillaceae. Bases 1 to 537 code for a protein of 178 amino acids.
AUGCGGUGGUUUACUCCCGUACUCGCUUUGGUGUUUACGGCAUUUGGCCGUGUCUCAGCUCGUCCGUUAGAACAACGGGGAGGCAUUGAGUACAAAAUUUAUGCCUAUGGAGACAACAUCGGCGGUCUUCAGGUCUACUACUCAGAUGGUAUCGCCAUGAUCAGUGAAUCGACUGAUUCGAAUGAGACACCUAUCUACCUAACGGUUUCUGACUCAGACGCCUAUACUUGGGUCGCGCAUCCAGAUUCCAGCAGUGCCGCUUGGACCACCAAGCUGCUGUAUAUGGCUAGUAGCGGCACAGGUGAAGUUGGGUUCACGUCAUCUGACAAUACAUCUGGAAAGCUCACUGAUGUGUGGUGGACCUAUGGAAACUAUGUCAUGGCAAAUGUGGAGAGUGCCACUUUCUACGCUGAGCCUGUUUCUGGAAGUAGUGGGGUGUAUACUCUGAGCUGGAGCAAUGUCGAUCAAUCGGGGACUAACAAGGUGCUUGUGACCCUAAGGACGAUUGCGCCGUCCACUGACAGUGUUCUGAGCUAG